Molecule: messenger RNA, 3943 nt
Organism: Tachysurus fulvidraco (yellow catfish)
Lineage: Eukaryota; Metazoa; Chordata; Actinopteri; Siluriformes; Bagridae
Gene: stbd1
Product: starch binding domain 1
Exons: 2
Coding region: 184-1983 (599 amino acids)
Cellular component (GO): membrane
Molecular function (GO): starch binding
Source: RefSeq, a predicted model, not a curated record
GUGAGACACAGAUGAAGCUCAUUGGCAGAGAGCUCAUCUGACUGCGGACACGGAUUUUUUUAAUCCGUGCUGCAACACGAGCUCGUCUCUACAACAGUGCGCGUGGAAUGAAACCACACACGCGCUUCACGUGAAAAAGACGCGCGUGACGAGUUUUUAUCGGCUGCAGCCACAGCCGUCGACAUGAGUCACCUUUCCGAUGUGAUGUGGGGCUACGAAACCGCGGCCGCCGUACUGUUAAUCAUAUUCGCCUCGCUGUCAGCAUGGGGCGCGUUUCUCAUUUACCGAGCCGUUAAAGGUCAACGAGGGGAAAGGUGCAGCGAAGAGAACACGAGCGGAACGGAAAAGGAAGCAACGAGACCACGAGGAGGAGGAGGAGGAGGAGAUGAUGAAGAUGAAUGGAGCAAGUCAACAGGAAGUGAUGAUGGAAUCUCUGAGGAUUGGGAUGUGGAUUCCGAUGAAACAAAAAUCCUAUCUUAUGCAAGCCAUACAAAAACAUCUUUAGACCUUCUGGAGGAAAACCUGGAAAAAACCUCCCAUGAGACUGUGAAAAAACCUACUGCAAAAUCUCAAACUGGUUCACCUGUUAGAGACACUACUGGAACCGGUAAGGAUCAUAUUAUAUGCAGGCAUGAUGUCUUUGAUGCUGCGGAGAGUAUUAGUGUGCAGUCAGAUUUGUUUGUUUAUCAAGAUAAUAGUAGCAGACCCUCUGGAGACAAGCCUGAGAACAGUUUGAAGGAAAAUGCCUGUGAUGAUGAGGAGUCUGAGAUCGAACAGCAUAUAGAUGUGGAUGAGCCAUCUGAAACCGAGAGUGCCCAAGAGAUUAUGGAAGCUAAAAAUCUCAUUGUUCAAAAAAGCCAGUCAGUGGACGAUCUGUUAGACAACACACUCUUAGUGCAAGACAUUAUGAGCAAGCCUAAUGAGGAGGAGAUAAUUGUAGCUGACACAGUAUUGCAUAUUUCAUCUGAUAUCUCAAGUUCAGAAGCUCUGCAUAAAAAGACAAAUAUGGAAGACCCUGAGGUAACAACCAAAGCAUUCGAGAGGAACAUUCCUCUGAUGAAUGAUCUUGACUCCUACUGCUUUGCUGAACAGUCUGAUCCCUUGAAUAAUUUGGCAUCAGAGAAAGUCAAGCAAAAUAUGGAGGUCAAAAGCUGUCAAGACUUCAAUGGCAGCAUCAACAGCUUGCAGACAACAGUGAGCAAAACUGAUGACUGUUUGGCCACUCAACAGCAUCUGAGCAACACAUUUGGCCAUAUUCUCAGCAGUCCACCACAUAACUACCUGGGCUUUACUGUAGCUGGUUUGCAAGUGGAUUCAUUACCACCUCUGCGACUCACAGAACAAAGCAAGGAUAAAACAGAGGUCACACCAGCAGACAUGAGCCAGAAGAAGAAUGAGAUCAGCAUCAUGGAUGCGAUAAUGGACAGCAAUGAGUGGCUUAGCACUGGACCACCAGACACCAGAGACCUGCCCUGGCUGACUCAGACUCUGAGUAAGGCUAGUUGUGGAUUCAAAGCUGAUGUUUCUUCGUCUCCAGUUCCAGCUACCGCCACUUUUGGGCUUCCAGCUGAUGUGAUGUCUCACCGAGACAAGACAGACUUGCCAGAAAGCACCACCAUUGCUGAGGCUAAGGAUGAAGUUGAUCCGUUGAAUAAGAAAGUAGGAACAGUGUUGCCAAUGCCCCAGCUUGUAAAGGUCAGCUUUAGAGUGCACUACAUCACACACUCUCCAAAACAGAUUCUGGCUGUAACUGGGAACCAGCAGGAGCUCGGGUUCUGGGAGAGCUUUGUUCCUUUGAGCAGUGUUGACAAUGGGUUUUGGUUCUGCACCAUCAGUCUCCCCUUGGACAGCCAGGUCGAGUGGAAGUUUAUCCUGGUUGAGGAGGGAAAGAUCCAGCGUUGGGAGGAGUGUGAAAACCGCUGUUUUGUUGUAACUGGUCAAGAGGAGGAGAUUCAUCUGAAUAAGAACUGGGGGUAUGCGUGAACCAAAAUCAUAUCAGUGGCAUUCUAUAUAGCAAUAAUAUUUAUCCCAGGUGCAUUAUUGCAAACAGAUGUUAGCAUAAAUAUGAUGCAUGAGGCUGUGAUACUGUUAAUGUAGCAAUAAUACUUACAAUAUGCACAUUUUCACCUUUGAUUAGCUUGUAUGUCGAUUUGGAUAUGCUCAUGUUGACAGCGUUUGUCCUGUGGCUCUUACCAGCAAUAAUAAUAUUAGGUGUCCUACACUACUCAGAGAAAUGGUUUAUUUUCCAGUGACUUGUCUGUUAUAGUUGUUAUGCAAUGUCAUUUUGCCAAUAAUGAAAUGUUUGCAGGGAUGGAAAAUACUCUAGAAUUUUUACUUCUUUACCAUACAUAAGUAUUACUUUGGGUUAUUUAUACUAGUGUUCGCAAUAUGUCCUCCAACAUUGGGGGGUUCAAACUUUUUGUUCCUUGCAUGUUUAUUCAGAUCUUCAAACUAGUUACAAAUUUUGAAUGUUUCUUUGCUCAUCCAGCCAUCAACUGUAUGCAUUUUAGAAAUCAAACAGGCUGAACUGAAUCGAUCGCAUAGCGUUAAUGCUAAUAAUAUCUCUGGACAUAGAUUAGCCUAAAGACUACAGUGUUGAACAUGAGGAUAAGCACUCCUACCUCAUUAUGCUGAACUAAACUAAGACUUGUGUAGAGUGAGGUGUCGUCUUUGCCUCUCAAAAUGACAUGAAAAUUGUUGAUGUAAGUGUUGCUAAUUUGCUAAUAUUACCUGGCAAUUUUUAGCGGUUAGCUUGUUUUCUUGGCUUAUGCCUGGUUAGACUAGAUUUGAUUCCAGCAGCUAAUGAUUUGUCAAAGAUUCUUACCAAUGGUAAAUAUUUCGUUAUUUAUAUGACCGUUUGCUAAUUAAAUAAUCAACAAAAUUACUAUACUAUUUACUAUUAGUCUAGCAUAUUGUGCAUGAUUAAUUCUCAGGUGGGACAACAAAUAGUUACAUUUGAAUUGCAAUUUAAAAUUACUUUAAUACUUUCAUUUUGGCUUAAUACUUGCAAAAUUUAAGUACGAUUUGACUAAUUAUUUAUAUGUUCACUGAAGUAUAAUUUCUUAGUACUUUUCCACCCCUGUUUAUCUAAAUAUUAGAUUAUUUUGUAUGCAAGCUUGUUACAAAUCCUUAUAUAUAACAAAAGCUGCAUUAGUAGUCAAGUUUGCUAAUCAGUAUUUGCACAAACUUGCUCAGCACUGUUUUUCCUCAUGCCGUAACCUUGUGAGCAAAUCAGAUUUGCAUGUCAGCAUCGAUGUUUAUGUAAUCAGGGAACGGCUCGUGUUGCAAUUGUGAAUCAGCAGUGAGCUACUCGUACAAAUAAAUCCAUAUUCUUCUGGCUUCCUGAGCAACCUGGCUGCAUCAUGAGAUUCAGCCUGCAAAUUUCUAGAUGAGUUAAAAGUUAGGAGCAUGCUUUAGUUCCUUACAUCUUCUGUUAGUAGUUGGCAGUUGUCUUCUGAACUGAGUGUCUAGGAGAACAAAAACAAAGCAACAAAUUACAGAUCCAAAAAUACGUAAUAGGACAUUUAAAUAACAAGAUUGCAAAUUUAGACCAAAUUUUGAACACAGUUAAAACAAUAUGUAAAGUAUUCAAAUUGGAAAGCUAGUCUUUAAGUGAGUAUUGCAGUUAUAUUUCGAAAUGUUAACACAAAUAGUUUCUCUAUGUGUUUUGAGGAGUUCAACACCAAUGAUUUGGCCAUAUUUACUGAUGCACUUCUUUGGUGCUCAUAGAUCCGAAUCUGAGUGAAAAUUUUGCUAUCAGCUGUACUUCAGUAACUUUAAAAUAUAACAAAUAAUGCAUUUUAUUUUAUUACCACAACUUUGCCUUAUAAAAACUCAAUGUGCUGCAGUUGGUGUUAGUUUUAGUGUUUUCUAUUGUAAAUAUGUGUGUUUAUGUAAGCAUCUGAUACGCUUUUGAAAUAAAAUAAAUGAAUAAAUUUGGAAA